GAGCAGGACCCUCCCGAGGUGACCCUAGAAGACGGAGAGGGCCGAAGUGCGUGGCACUCGGGUUGGAGGUUCUGGCUCCGGCCUCCAACCGGGGCGUCGCACAUCUCCCUUCCGAGCGUCAGCCACGGGGUCCUGUCGCAGAGUGCUCCGGUUGGCCACUUUGACCCCGGCGCCCGUCCUCGGAGAACUUUCUCCAAGACAGCCCGGGGUUUCCUGGCAAACGCUCUAAGACUGGAACUCCACGUAGUGCUUUAAAAAAACAAAAGCAGGGACGACAGAAAGAUCUGAUGCUGGCAGGGAGGGAACCUUUCUUUCCGGACUGACUGGGCUUCCACGCCUGCAUCCUUGGAGGCCCGGGACCUGAGGUUCCCCAGAGGACAGAGGAGGGGGGUGAGAGUAAGUCAAGAGCGGGUUUUGUCCUUAGCAGCCCCUGAUAUCUGCAGUGUUUGUGCUGCGGACAGAGUAACUCGUCCCGUUCAAACUUAACUGACGUCGACACCCUAUCUAAGGUGGAUUUUUCCGAGAUGUCAGGAAUGUGAGGUUUAUUCUAUAUUCAAAUGUAGCUGCUAGAUAAAUAAAUAAAUAGGCCCCGCACUUUAACUCUGGAGAAAGCCAAGGUUGCAAGUAUUUGCUUUGAAAACCUGCAGUCCCCUACGUGGUAUUAGUGUGAUGGUUUAGCAGCCGUCCUUUAUUUCUAUUGCGUAUUAUUUUAGUGGAACAGUAGUACAUUCAUAUACUGGCUGCUCCAGUCUGCUGGCAAACAUUAGCAUUCAAGCUUACAUUUUUGACAAAUGUGCAGACAGGAAUAGCAUGAAUAGGCAUCUUAAAUAUUAACAACCUAAGCAUCUGUUGUGAAACAAAUUUAAUAUAUUUACUCUGUUUUUCUCACAUUGUUAGGAAAGGUUAUAAUAAGUGCAUAAUUUCAACUUUAGUUAGCAGAAGUAACUGGCUGUAUCUUUCACUACCUCACCAAGUGUUUAACACAAUCACCAGACGUAAAUACUUUAAUUAACUUGGUUAAGCUCAUUAUUAAAUACACUUUAGACAAUGUGCAUGUCAUGUAAAAUGUAACUGUAGCAAAAUAUGUAUCCUACUUGUGCACAUUUUAAAUAGCUAUGCACUUUAUAAAUAUACCAAAUGUUUAUUCUUCAUCACCAUUUGACACUUAUUACUUCAUAUUUUUUCUAAUGGAAACAGUAUUUUAAAUGUAGAGUUGUUCAGUCAUAUGUAGUACAUAAUAUGUAAGCAGUAGCUAUAAAAUCCAAAGCAUUGUUAAAUUUGAAUAUAGCUACAUGUAACAGGAUAAUACAAGAGAAGUAAAAUCAUUACUCAAUUUUGUAUUCCCUUCUGAAGAAUAAUAAAUACAGAUGAUGAAUAAAAAAAAGAAUAGGGGCUUCCCUCCUAAAGUGCAAACUCCUUAAAAUGUGUGUGCUGUGGGGGUGGGAGAGGGAAGAAAUAGAUAAGACUUAAAGAACUUCCAGAAGUCUGAAUAGUUAUUUUCAGAAUCAAUGCAUUCCUCACUUUCCCACAAGUUGAAAUAUGUAAUAAAUAAUAGUUCUUUGUAUGUAAAAGUAUUCAAAAGGAAUGCCUUUUGUUCAGUUGUUGUAAUAAAUUAAUAUAUUCUUUGGUUGAUAAUCUAGAAAACCAGUUCUUUUGUCUCCUAGCAUCUUAAACAAGAACAGCAACAAAAUGAUUAUUUGGUUUAUUGCUGCAAAGAAGUCUGUUGCCAGCCAUAUGAACCUGUGGUUGACUAUGAUAGGAUAUGCUGAGUGAUGGUUAGGAACUCCAGUACAUUAAAUUAGCAAAGAUUGAGAUAUCUAGAGGAGAAUUUCAGCUCUUUUCUUUUCUUUUCUUUUUUUUUAAUGUAACAGGUUGUGGAUUGUAAAUUAGGCCUAAAAGGUCAGGUGACAGGCACCUGUUCCUCAUUAUUGUAAAAAUCUUUUGGUUACAAACACUAUUAAGCUAAACACAACAUGGAUAUACAGCAGGGACUCUCUAAAGCACUCUAGUGAUUUUUCAUCUGCUCUGUAAAUUUCCAGAAGGGCCAUAUAUAGAUAUGCCCUUUACACAAAUACAUCGUUUCUUCCAUACAUGUUGUCUUGGAUGACUGUAAUUUAUGUUAUAUUAGUACUUGGAAUUGAUGAAGUAUGUAAAAUAAAUGCAUGUGACUAAAUCAAUCUUCAGAUUAUGUCUAGACAUAUUGCAGUCAAAAAGUGUAUUUUAAAACACCUCCUUUUCUUAUAAUCUAUUGAUUAAUUACCAGAAUUUUUGUUCGUAUUUUAAAUAGAAACCUCCCAAAAUUGCCUUUCAUACUGUUUAGAUGAGAUGUAUUCCCAUUUUAAAUGUGCCAUGAAAUAUUUUUUGCUUGAUACUCAUAUUUAAGGAGGAAAUCAGUUGCUGUAUAUCUCCAUAGCUUUGUGGCACACACAGGAAGCAAGCCACAUUUUACAUGAAUGCUGUUAGAAAGGGUAUCAUCAUUUUAUUUUCAAACUUGCUGCUUCUCCUGGGUGUGUUCGGCAGUAUUUCCAUUGGAAUUAGGGAAAGUGGUUUGAUUUUCAUGAAUGGUUUACCCUUAGAUAUUUCAGAGAGUACAGUUAGCAUGCAUAUUGGAAAGACCCAAGUAGCACAAGGUUGCCAAAUACUAAAGGUGCCAGUUGCUUUUAAUUAGUAAAGCAGGAGAAUUGGGAGUGAAUUAGAUAACUCGGAUUAUUAAACCCUGUUAUUUACAUACGUUCUUUGUCUUUUUUGGUUUUGUGAGUUUCUGCUGAUGAUGUGAAGUAUUCACUUUUAGCAUUUGUGAUCAGAUUACAGAGCAGUCAUUACUCUUACUGUUCAAAUUGAUUUGGUUUUCAAACUCCAAAAACUCUGUGAUGAUUUUUACAAAUUGGUUUACAUUUUGACAGAACAGAGUUAAGUUAAUUAAUAGAUCAGGCACGAAAAAUCAUCCACAAUAUUUUCUGGUAAAAUGAAAGUUACGUUUCAGCAUGAUGAGCAUCAGGCUUCAGUAAUCUGUUCCUCGUGUGGAAUGAACACUUCCUACUUAGAGCUAGCAGGCACCUACUGUUUAUUUACGCUGCAUUAAACUGACAGCUCAGCAAUCAGAGGAAAAAUAUUACUUACCUUCCUGAAGUAAAUACCAGUUUAUAGGUUAGUGCACGUAUUUAUAUUCCUGUCACCACUAAAUAACGGCUCUGUCUCCAUUUUAAUAUCUACCUGUGCUGUAAUCCAGGCCUUCAGACUCUUCCUGGCUGGGGGUAGGGGUCGAGAGGAGUUUUGAUCAUUUUCCAGUGGCAAAAUUUUAAAGGAGUGUAAUUCUAUCUUCUCAUUUCUGUCGUGUGCGAACCAGUUGAAAAGAAAUGUUAUGCACUUUUACUUUGCAUACCUCAACUAUAACAUCAAACCCUAAAAGAAUCCGCAUGCCAUUUAAAAUAGUCAUCUUCCAGCAACCUCAGGAUACCGUGUGUUCAAACACAUUCAAGUGUGUGUUUGCUGAAUUAACUCUCUACAAAGUUCCAAAUAGAUGAAGCUAUUUGAUUUCUUAGAUAAUAACUUUGAAAAAGUAUCUUCCUUUCCCAGUCUUUGAUGGAAUGCUACAGUUUCUAAUGAAGACCUGCACAUAUGAGAAUGAAGUAGGGCUCAAUGAUUGGUUAAUUCUCUUGGGUUUCCUCAGAAAAUACCCUUGCCCUCUCCGUUAUUUGCCUUCUUAUUAAUCUGCCGUCCUUAAAGAUAGGGGAGAUUUCUGAUUUCUUUUGAUACGUGCACUAAAUGCAUUUGUUGCUUUCUUUUAAAUUAAAAGUCCUUUCUCUUUGAAGACCUCCUUGAAGCAUCAAUAAACUGAUAAAGCUGAAUUUCUGAACUCAAGAUUCACUUGAGAAAAUGCUUGUUUUCCCUUAAAUUACCUAAGAAGCUCUUACAGUCAUUGUCUACGCACAGUUGUCAAUCUCUAAUCACAUAUUCUGCUGACAUCAGAGUGGAAUGUGGUCUUAAUACAGCAUAUAAAUCAAAUCUGUUACACAAGGUUCUUCUUCACUAUACCCAAGAAAAAGUGUCUACUAUUGCAAUUUACAUAUUGUUUCUAACUGCUGUUCUCAAUGGUAAGUCUAUUUAAACUUGAUGUCUUCAUAGAGCAUGAUCAACACAUUAACACACAUUAUUUCGUACUUUUGAACUUAUGCCAACGGUACCUUUUGCUGUUUAUUUUUUUAAGUCUUUUUUAAGAUCGGAUAUUUCAUUUGAGAGUAAAUAGAUACAGAUUGUGUGUAUAUAUAUUCAGGGUGAGAUUUAGUAGUGUAGCGAUUCUCUAGCAUAUUGGCCUAUUUUUACUCUUUCAAGUUACACUGUAUCACUUCCACAGUUGUUGCUGUCUGAGGGUUUGUAAAAGAUUCUAGUCACUUCUUUCAAUGGACUUUCAAGGAUGCAAUUCUGUUUAUAUGGUGGUGAUCUAAUGAGGAGAGCUGAGAAUUAGUUAACUGGUACUCCCGAGUUUUAGGUACCUGGUUUCUGCUGAAAUUUAUUCAGUCCAGUUAUUUGACAGUUGGUAGAGAGGUGUCUUGUAAUUAGAAAUUAAGAGUUGGUUCAUUUUCCAGUGAAGGAAAAAUCUUCCUGGUUUAAACACUUAACUGUGCAAUAUUUUAUUACAUUUAUCACUCAUGUUAGAGCCAGCUUAUUGUUGUAUGCAUUUGUGAGUACCUAGGGGUGCAGGUCCCCAAAAUGAGGCUGAAAUGCUUGCAGAAGAAGCCCAUGUCAGGCUGCAGCUGGUUGUACCUUAACUCGAUUGUCUGUGGACCUGAGCCGGCCCCCUCCUCUGUACCCCUUCCCCCCAGGUGUGCAGGAAGUGGAGGGCGGUGUACCGGGUGAAGUGGGUGGACUCAACCCAGAGCUAUGACCUGAUUUGUGACGCACCCUCAGAACUGCAGUAAUGGUCCAGCUGCUUCCCGGGCAACUGGUAACCACCUCAUUUGGGGAUGCUUCUGCCUUGCUAGCAAGUGCCAGAGAGAACUUCGUCACUGUCACCUCAGCAGAGGCUACUACUUUUUUAGACCUCUCCGGUAGGGCUAGAUUUGGAGAAGCACCUCUGAUAUUUGGAGGGUGAUCUUUAGACAGUGACUGAGUAUGGAUCAUUUGAACGAGGCAACUCAGGGGAAAGAACAUUCAGAAAUGUCUAACAAUGUGAGUGAUCCGAAGGGUCCACCGGCCAAGAUUGCCCGCCUGGAGCAGAACGGGAGCCCGCUAGGAAGAGGAAGGCUUGGGAGUACAGGUGCAAAAAUGCAGGGAGUGCCUUUAAAACACUCGGGCCAUCUGAUGAAAACCAACCUUAGGAAAGGAACCAUGCUGCCAGUUUUCUGUGUAGUAGAACAUUAUGAAAACGCCAUUGAAUAUGAUUGCAAGGAGGAGCAUGCGGAAUUUGUGCUGGUGAGAAAGGAUAUGCUUUUCAACCAGCUGAUAGAAAUGGCAUUGCUGUCGCUAGGCUAUUCGCAUAGCUCUGCUGCCCAGGCCAAAGGGCUCAUCCAGGUUGGAAAGUGGAAUCCAGUUCCACUCUCUUAUGUGACAGAUGCGCCUGAUGCCACGGUAGCAGAUAUGCUGCAAGACGUGUAUCAUGUGGUCACACUGAAAAUUCAGUUACACAGUUGCCCCAAACUGGAAGACUUGCCUCCCGAACAGUGGUCGCACACCACAGUAAGGAAUGCUCUGAAGGACUUGCUGAAAGAUAUGAAUCAGAGUUCGCUGGCCAAGGAGUGCCCCCUGUCACAGAGUAUGAUUUCUUCCAUUGUGAACAGCACUUACUAUGCAAAUGUCUCAGCAGCAAAAUGUCAAGAAUUUGGAAGGUGGUACAAACAUUUCAAGAAGACAAAAGAUAUGAUGGUUGAAAUGGAUAGUCUUUCUGAACUAUCCCAGCAAGGUGCCAACCAUGUGAACUUUGGCCAGCAGCCGGUCCCAGGGAACACAGCCGAGCAGCCUCCGUCCCCCGCGCAGCUUUCCCAUGGCAGCCAACCCUCUGUCCGGACCCCUCUUCCAAACCUGCAUCCUGGGCUUGUAUCAACACCUAUCAGUCCUCAGUUGGUCAACCAGCAGCUGGUGAUGGCUCAGCUGCUGAACCAGCAGUAUGCAGUGAAUAGACUCUUAGCCCAGCAGUCCUUAAACCAACAGUACUUGAACCAUCCUCCCCCUGUCAGUAGAUCUAUGAAUAAGCCUUUGGAGCAACAGGUUUCAACCAACACAGAGGUGUCUUCCGAAAUCUACCAGUGGGUACGUGAUGAACUGAAACGCGCAGGAAUCUCCCAGGCAGUAUUUGCACGUGUGGCUUUUAACAGAACUCAGGGCUUGCUUUCAGAAAUCCUCCGGAAGGAAGAGGACCCCAAGACUGCGUCCCAGUCUUUGCUGGUAAACCUUCGGGCUAUGCAGAACUUCUUGCAGUUACCGGAAGCUGAAAGAGACCGAAUCUAUCAGGAUGAGAGGGAGAGGAGCUUGAAUGCCGCCUCAGCCAUGGGUCCUGCCCCCCUGAUAAGCACACCGCCCAGCCGUCCUCCCCAGGUGAAAACAGCUACUAUUGCUACUGAGAGGAAUGGGAAACCAGAGAACAAUACCAUGAACAUUAAUGCUUCCAUUUAUGAUGAGAUUCAGCAGGAAAUGAAGCGCGCUAAAGUGUCCCAAGCACUGUUCGCAAAGGUUGCGGCAACCAAAAGCCAGGGAUGGUUGUGUGAGCUGCUACGCUGGAAAGAAGAUCCUUCUCCAGAGAACAGGACCCUGUGGGAGAACCUCUCCAUGAUCCGAAGGUUCCUCAGUCUUCCUCAGCCAGAGCGGGAUGCCAUCUAUGAACAGGAGAGCAACGCGGUGCAUCACCAUGGCGACAGGCCUCCCCACAUCAUCCAUGUUCCCGCAGAGCAGAUUCAGAGCCCCUCUCCCACCACCCUUGGGAAAGGAGAGUCUAGAGGCGUUUUCUUACCGGGCCUGCCGACCCCUGCACCGUGGCUCGGUGCUGCUCCUCAGCAGCCGCAGCCGCAGCAGCAGCAGCAGCAGCAGCCAGCGCCGCCACCCCCGCAGCCGCAGCCGCAGCCGCAGGCGGGCCCCCGGCUCCCGCCUCGCCAGCCCACCGUGGCCUCGCCCGCAGAGUCCGACGAGGAGAACCGGCAGAAGACGCGGCCGCGAACAAAAAUUUCGGUGGAAGCCCUGGGAAUCCUGCAGAGCUUCAUCCAAGACGUGGGCCUGUACCCUGACGAAGAGGCCAUCCAGACUCUGUCGGCCCAGCUCGACCUCCCCAAGUACACCAUCAUCAAGUUCUUCCAGAACCAGCGGUACUAUCUCAAGCACCACGGCAAGCUGAAGGACAAUUCCGGUCUCGAGGUGGAUGUGGCAGAGUACAAGGAAGAGGAGUUGCUCAAGGAUUUGGAAGAGAGUGUCCAAGACAAAAAUGCCAACACCCUUUUUUCGGUGAAGCUAGAAGAGGAGCUGUCCGUGGAAGGGAACACAGACAUUAGCGCUGAUUUGAAAGACUGAGAUAGUAGUAUUAUUUUCGUUCAACAAUGCCACUGGUAUUUACUAACAAGAUGAAAAGUCCACCUUGCAUUCUCUCAGAAACCCUUUGUCGUUCAUUGUUUGGCCAAUGAAUCUUCAGAAACUCGCACAGACAGGAAGGCUGGGAGAGGAGUCAUGCAGACUGCACUAAAGUUUUACAAACUGCUCGCAGCCCCAGGUGAAGCAUCGAGGAUUGUUUGGUAUUAAAAUUUGUGUUCACGGAACACACCAAGGUGUGUGCCUGUAAGCAUGGUACCAGUGAUUUUUAUUUUUCAAUGAUUAUUAUUCUGGAGCCUCAAACAAGCAUUAUAACUUCUGUGAUUAUGAUUUCCUUUCCUUUAAUUAUGAUCUUUGGAAACUUGCCCCUUAUUUUAAAAAAGAAAAAAAAAAGAGUUUGUUACUCUAUUGUAUGUUACAAAAGAACUAUAGACUGUGGAAUGCAGUUUAAAGAUGACAUAUGCCAACAAAUGCCUUGUAUUAUAUGGCACUGCCGUAAUUCAAAUUUGUUUUUAUUUUGGAAAUAAAAGUUCACUGUAAUUUUUUUCAUUCACAUUGUUACAUGCCUUUUAUUUUUUUUUUUUUGAAAAAGAAAAGAAAAUGUGAAACACAAUUUAGUCCUCAUUAUUUAUUUGUAGAUCCUGCAGCAUCAUGUUGUAAUUAAUUUUUUGGAAGUUUCCGUUAAAUGUAAUAUUGCUUCUCUUGUUACCAUACUGAUAUUCUUUUCUAUUUAUAAAUGUAUUUUGAUGGGCAGUAAAACAAAGUGUCUUAAAAGUUUUAAAUAGAGAAAAUGUGCUUUACACAGUUGCCUAUAAAAAGUGCUCUAUGUUAUCCAAGCAAUUCAUACUAUAAGCUUCACUCUUAUUGUUGUAUGCAAUUUUUACUAUCAUGCAAAUAAGCUUAGGUAAAUAAAACUAAUAGAUCACCUUAGAAAAUUAUGCAAUUAAUGUGAAAUAAUUGAUGUUUGCAAUGUGUCUUCCUUUGGUUUACAAUCAAUUUUAAAGGUACAUCUGUAUAAAAUUUCUGUAUAAAGGUGUAUUUCUUUUUUAUGAGUUUAUGGCUAUGAAAACACCAGCUAUUUUGUUACAGCUGGCUGUUUUUAUAAGUGUAUCACAAUUUUCUUUAUGCAGAAACGUUCUGAUUAGGAGUGGUUAUUGACUGUAACUACACAAUUAAAAUUGUUUGUAUGGUA
Molecule: messenger RNA, 8701 nt
Organism: Oryctolagus cuniculus (rabbit)
Lineage: Eukaryota; Metazoa; Chordata; Mammalia; Lagomorpha; Leporidae
Gene: SATB1
Product: SATB homeobox 1
Biological process (GO): regulation of transcription by RNA polymerase II; chromatin remodeling
Molecular function (GO): DNA-binding transcription factor activity, RNA polymerase II-specific; RNA polymerase II cis-regulatory region sequence-specific DNA binding
Source: RefSeq, a predicted model, not a curated record